AUGGACUUGCCCCCACAGCUGUCCUUUGCCCUCUAUGUGGCCGCCUUUGCACUGGGCUUCCCGCUCAACGUGCUGGCUGUCCGAGGUGCAGUGACCCAUGCCCGGCUGCGCCUCACUCCAAGCGUGGUCUAUGCUCUCCACCUGGGCUGCUCUGACCUCUUGCUGGCGGUCACUCUGCCCUUAAAGGCUGUAGAGGCCCUGGCCUUGGGGGCCUGGCCGCUGCCACCUGCCUUCUGCCCUUUCUUUGCCUUGGCUCACUUUGCCCCUCUCUAUGCAGGGGGUGGGUUCCUGGCUGCUCUCAGUGCUGGCCGCUACCUGGGGGCUGCCUUCCCCUUCGGGUAUCAAGCCAUCCGGAGGCCACGCUAUUCCUGGGGAGUGUGUGUGGCCAUAUGGGCACUUGUCCUCUGCCAUCUUGGGCUGGUCCUUGGAUUGGAGGCUCCUGGUGGCUGGCUAGAUAACACUACCAGUUCUCUGGGAAUCAGCACACCAGUGAAUGGCUCCCCAGUGUGUCUGGAGGCCUGGGACCCCACCUCGGCCCGCCCUGCCCGCCUCAGUUUCUCCAUUCUGCUCUUCUUUCUACCCUUGGUCAUCACAGCCUUCUGCUACGUGGGCUGCCUCCGGGCCCUGGCCCACUCAGGCCUGAGCCACAGGCGGAAGCUCAGGGCGGCAUGGGCGGCAGGUGGGGCUCUCCUCACAUUGCUGCUCUGUUUGGGACCCUACAAUGCUUCCAACGUGGCCAGCUUCCUGGACCCUGACCUGGAAGGACCCUGGAGAAAGCUGGGGCUCAUCACGGGAGCCUGGAGUGUGGUGCUCAACCCACUGGUGACAGGAUACCUGGGAGCAGGUCCUGGCCGGGGGACAGUGUGUGUGGCAAGGACACAAGGGGGAACUACCCAGAAAUAG
Messenger RNA from Jaculus jaculus (lesser Egyptian jerboa), 903 nucleotides. RefSeq names its product free fatty acid receptor 1 (gene Ffar1). Gene Ontology annotation, cellular component: plasma membrane. Gene Ontology annotation, molecular function: bioactive lipid receptor activity. The coding region runs from base 1 to 903 and encodes 300 amino acids. The transcript has a single exon. Lineage: Eukaryota; Metazoa; Chordata; Mammalia; Rodentia; Dipodidae. The record is from RefSeq and is a predicted model, not a curated record. Gene Ontology annotation, biological process: positive regulation of cytosolic calcium ion concentration; positive regulation of calcium ion transport; positive regulation of insulin secretion.